Didymodactylos carnosus is the source of this 5550-nucleotide messenger RNA. The record is from the annotation of a GenBank genome assembly. NCBI's taxonomy places the organism in Eukaryota, Metazoa, Rotifera, Eurotatoria, Philodinida, Philodinidae.
AUGAGUCGAACCGAUUACGUGUUGGUUAAUCGAGAUGUACAAGAAACGUAUAAAGUUCGACGAGCAAGGCAACUGGGAAUACCUUUGUUAAAUGCUGAAUAUAUUUACGAAUGUUGGCGUCAUCCCGAAAAAACAAUCGAUCCGAACGUAUACUUGGUUUUAACGGCUCAAAACAAUGAAAAUUUUAAGUAUGGAAAAGUACAGAUUGAAGGUAGCACAAAAAAAUCUCCAAAUACUGCUUCUAAAAAGACCAGACGAUUCGAUAUUAGUAAAAUAAAAAUUUGGAAUCAUGAUGAUAUAAGUUUGCCAAGGUUUGAUGAAAUAAAUGCUGAAAUUGCGAAAUGGGCAAUAUUUCGGGAAAUGAAUGAACAUUCGUUUGUUUAUUUUGUUCUUGAAAUUCAAGUUUUGAGUCAAACUAGUGAAAGAGAAUAUCGAAUGAGAUUUUAUUAUGAAAAACAAACAAUCGCAGAAGAGCGAAGGGGAAAUCCAACAAUCAUUCAGUAUAUGUACAGUAAUGACGUAAAUGAACAACUGCAAUUGUUUGCCUUCUAUUAUGAUCGCAUUGCCACAAUGCCUCGUGUUACGAAAAUGAAAGACAUGUUACCAAACACUAUCGGUUCAAAACUACUUCUUCGAGUGUUAUGGUGUCAUAGAAUCGAUACACAAGUUAUUGAUGACGACAUUUGUCAGUUGAUAGAAUCAGUCUGGCUAGAAUCAAUGGGUGAUCUUAAACAAAUGCUCAAUGUUCAACCGGAAACAAUAACAUUGAAAAAAAUCAUCGAAGCAGAAGCUGUUUUAUUAGAACAAAAAGGUUUAUUAGAAAACAACGCCAGCGACGGAUCAUCCGAUUUGACUACAAAAUUCUAUUCACUUAUACCACACAACUCAAAUUUCAAAAGUGAUUUAAAUAAUCGUCGAAUAUUACGCGAAAAAAUGGAUUUAUGUCAAAUGCUUCGUGACAUGUUAACGAUCAAUGAAAUGACCGACUGGAAUGUUAAAGCUUCUAUUGAAGCAAAAUAUCGUUCAAUGAAAUGUUACAUAAAUACACUAAAUAACGCUUCAUUAGAAUUUAAGACAAUAUGUGAUAUGAUUUGUUCUUCAUCGACAGAGCCGUAUGAUAACGAAUAUGCAAUUUAUGAUCUCGAUCAACAGCGUCUGCAAUAUUUGGUUGAAGUUUCAUGGAAACCGCACGAUGUGAUACCCGACAAUCCGAUAAAAGUGCCUGUCGUAAAAGAUCAAACAACAAUCAAUCGAGAAAUACCGAUGACUGAGACGCUAGAAUUGUUUAAAGAUGAAAAGAUAGAAAUUGCUGAACAAGAUUAUGGUCUAAUCUCGUCCAGAACUGGUCAACGAUUACCAUUAAAGCAAAUGCACUUAAGAGCAAGAUUAGUCGAUGUUACUGGUGAAGUUAUAUUAUAUCAACUUUAUCAUAAUAAUAACAUACAGCCGAUUGAAGCAAAAUAUGUUUUUCCGUUGGAUGAGCAUUCAGCUAUUUGCGGUUUUGAAGCACAUAUAAAUAAUAAAGUCGUUGUGGGAGUCGUCAAAGAAAAACAUCAAGCUAAACGAGAAUAUCGAGAAGCAGUCGAGCAAGGUCAUGGCGCUUAUCUGUUGGAUCAGGAACAACCAGAAGUAUUUAGCGUUUCCGUUGGAAAUCUUCCUCCGAAUUGCGAAUGUUUGAUUAAAAUCACGUACGUAGUCGAAUUAUCAAUUGAAAAUGAUGAUAUCGUUUUCCGUUUGCCUGCAAAAGUUGCUGCUUGGCAAUCAAAAAUAUCUGUUGAAGAACAAAAUCAAACGGUGUUACCAUUCGUUGGACUGACAUCUACGACUCAUUCGGGACAGAUCGAAUUCAGUCUACAAGCCUUCGUGCAAAUGCCAUACGAUAUCCAAAAGCUAUAUUCCCCUACACAUCGUCUUCGUCGAAAAAUCACUGAUUGCCAAGCUAUGAUUCAAUUGGUUGAUCAAGUUUUGACUAAAGAUUUCAUUUUAGCGAUAUCGCUGAAAACUAUUCACCAACCGAGAAUGUUAGUUGAAACGCAUCCUUCGGACUCAAAAUCAAAAGUUUGUAUGUUAACAUAUUAUCCACAAUUUGAUUCUGAGUCUCAGAGUCCCGUCGAACUCAUCUAUUUAAUCGAUGUAUCGAAUUCCAUGGACGGACAGACCAUGAAACAAACAAAACAAUUGGCACAUAUGUUUUUAUCAAAUAUGACGAGUGAAAAUAAUUCGAAUACUGUCUUCAACGUUAUUACAUUCGGGUCAGAUAAUGAUGAAUGUUUCCCAAUAUCUAUUCCCUCGACUAGAGAAAACAUAGAUAAAGCAAAACAUUUUAUUCUUCAUUCACUCGUGCAUCGUGGAAACACUGAUCUGUUUUCGGUUUUACGACAUUAUUCGCUGUUGCCAUCAUAUGAUCAAAUAAGAAAUUUUGUUUUGAUUUCCGAUGGUCAUCUAAAUGAUAUGAAAGCCAUUGUUUCCCUAUUAAAAUGUCAUCAAAUGAAAAAGGAUCGAUUUUUUACAUGUUCAGUUGGUGAAACACCUAAUAAACAUAAUUUAAAACAGCUGAUAAAUUCGACAAGUGGCGGUGGAAUCGCAACAGUGUUUGAUAGUAAUUAUCGAUCGAAAUGGAAAACAAAAGUACUGCAUAUUUUGGAAAAUACUCGUCAACCGUGUGUUAAUGAUAUUGUUAUCGACUGGCAUAAUGAAGAUGAAAAUAAUAACAUGUUACCAUUUCAGCAAGCACCACAACAUAUUCAUUCCUUAUUUAACGGGCAACGUUUAACUAUCUAUGGUUUCAUUAAUGAUUGUUACAAAGCAACUUUAAAAGCCAAUGUAAAUGGUUAUGAAUUAAGCACAACUGUUUUCUCGAGUAAAAUGACUGAAACGACAGGAAAAAUUCUUCAUUGUUUAACCGCUCGGGCUAUAAUUGAUGAUUGGGAAAACGGGCUGUUGUAUAUAAAUGAUACUGAAAAUGAAUUAGUAAAAUCUCAAUAUAAACAGCAUAUAAUCGAUUUAAGUUGUAAAUAUUCAGUUGUUAGUCCGUUUACAAGUUUUGUGGGGAUUGAAGAGCGAAAUAAUGUAACUGAACAUCAAACAGAAAAAGAGUUCAUUGCAAUUCAUCCACUGGAUAUUAUGUACGAAAAUGAUGUUGAUCUUUUACCGUAUCUAUACUGGGAUGGAGACGAGUCAAGAUCGAUCACAAUUCAACGACAAAUAUUAAGCAUAAAAGAGGCAAUUGAUUCUUCCCCGAUUAUUCGGAAAGAAAAACUAUGCAAUGAAUUACUCUUGUUAUGUAAACAGCUACCAUACGCCCAACAACAAAAUGAGAAAUUCAAUACAAUGUUAGCCCUCGUUGAUACCUACAGAUAUUCACUGAAAAAUAACGAACAAGCACAAAGUUUAGUGAAACAAAUGCAAGCUGACAUUGAAAAUGAAUUAAGCGCAGGAAUUGGAACUGUAGAUGAACAAUUAAAUUUAAAAUUACAAUGGAGAAAACUUAAUGACAUGUUUCCAGACAUAACCGGCGAAGCAAUGGAAAAAUUGGAAGUCGAUUCAUUUCAUAUUUUUUGUUGUAGUGCUGAUCCUGAAGAUGAGCGUGGACCUACUUGUUAUGGUCCGACACAUCCAGAAUAUUUACGAUCGCAAUUAGAAAAAGCGAAAUAUUUCCGUGAAAAUUUAAAUGAACCAGAACAAGCUAAAAAUCUAGCUUUGAAAGCAUUUGAAAAUGCUAUUAGUGAAUUAGAUACAUUAAGUGAAGAUUCUUAUAAAGACUCAACUUUAGUUAUGCAAUCUUUAAGAGAUUUUGUUCAGGAACAGGAACUAACAGAAUCUCUCACCCUAACUAUGGCGCAAUUAUCGCAAGUGCAGAAUGAUACUUAUGCUGUUGAAGAAAGAAAAGAAAGUUCUAAUAUGGAUCACGACGCUGCAUUCAUGAUCUUUGAUACACCGAUACAUGUUGAAGAUGACGAGGGCGAUUCGGAUAGAAGGGUAUACUCUUAUUCUGUUAAUGAUGUUGAGAAGAAGGAUACUGAUGAUUUGAAUAAACUUAAUUAUUCCAGUGACUUUUACUUCAAGAUGCCGUAUAGUUAUUGUGUGGAGAAAGAAAAAUCACUGACAGAACAAUUACAGAAUGAUACUUUAGAAUUACAAAAAACAACAGUGCAAGAAAUGGCAACUACAGCUGUCGAGAAAUCGCCCAUGUCAUCGAUACAGCACGAUAGUCUACUAACUAGUGCAUCUUUGAAACUCAAACCACAACGGCGCCAACAUGUGCGGACAUUAGUUAUUCCAUCAGAACCAGAAAUCCACCAUUCAAUGAAUAUCCCAUCGACUUGUCCCGCUGUCGCGAUUCCAUAUUCCACAUCAUCAGUGCAGUUAUCAGGUUCACCAACAAGAGCAGCACUACCAGCACCACCACCACCACCACCGCCGCCAAAGUCUUAUUCCAAUGAAUUAACGUCAAAAAACAUGACGUAUUCUUCGCAUCAACAUCUGAUUGGGGCUGCUGAAAUAUCAUCCAAACCUCUACAACGAACGCAACGUCCACAAAAUCAAACCCCAUGGACAGCUCGUUACAGCAGUCAACGUGUUAUAAAAACCGUUCCCUCCGUGGAAGCGAUACCACAACUGAAAAAUUAUCAUUCUUUUUAUAAAGAAAGAAUCCAAUCCGUUCCAUAUUUAGUUCAACAAAAUAUGACUUGUGUGCCAACAAUGGCUCGUCCUAUACCACAGCUACCACCCGAAUGUCAACCGCAACCAUUAAAAGAUUCAAAUAGGAAAGUCCAGCAACCAGAAUUGGGGUUAGUAAUUGAUUAUGCUAAAUGGAAACAGAUUGAAGUAUUGGAUGAUGAAGACGAUACACAUCCAUGCAUUGGUACAUCAAGUUUAAGACCUUGGCGUCCUCACUCUCGAAUUGAAUCAAAGAAAGCAGAAGUACUGCCGUUAAGUUUAGGUGUAGAAAUUUAUGACGGUCUGAUGUUGAUAUUAUUUGAUAAAAACACGCAUGUUCCAACAGGACAACAAAAGUUUGGAAUAUUUACGAAUGCUCAUCGAUAUCAACAGACAGUUUCAAUUAAGUUGUAUCAAGGAGAAAGCCGUUUUACAAAAGACAAUAUAACAAUCACAAUUUAUUUCAGUGAUCAUGUUGCAUUAACACUAAUAGCUGAUAUUCACAAUGGUGAAACAAGGUCGAUCACAGUAUCAAGUGAUAAAAUUCGUUUACCGGAGAGUGCAAUUGAACAGUAUUUACAGUCAUAUAUUGAAGUACCAGCUAAACAAAUUCAAACUGAUAUCAACAAUUUGAUCUGUACGCUGGUGAUCGUAAUUGAUUUCAUUUAUCAUAGUAAAAAGAUGAAACCAUUCAUGUUAUCUAUUGAUAUGGAUAUGAUAAAAAUGAUUUCGUUGGAACACGUAACUUUGUCUGCUGACGAGAACAUCCGACUUCAAAAAGCAAUUGAUUACGUCACACAAACUCGGCAAAAAUAUUCAAUAUAUUGUACAACUUUAGAGUUAGGAAAAACAUUUGAAUUUUAUGUACAAACAUUAAUGGGUCUCAUCUAA